Messenger RNA from Cannabis sativa, 1101 nucleotides. RefSeq lists its product as uncharacterized. The record is from RefSeq and is a predicted model, not a curated record. Lineage: Eukaryota; Viridiplantae; Streptophyta; Magnoliopsida; Rosales; Cannabaceae. The transcript has 5 exons. Gene Ontology annotation, molecular function: hydrolase activity. The coding region runs from base 55 to 1008 and encodes 317 amino acids.
UUAGUCAACUCUCUCUCUCUCUCUCUCUCUAUUUUUCUCUUUCUUUGUUCAAAGAUGGAUGAGAUUGAACACAAGUACAUAGAUGCAAAAGGAGGAGCAAAGCUUCACAUAGCUGAGAUUGGAAAUGGGUGUAGUAAAGUGGUGAUAUUCAUCCAUGGAUUUCCAGAAAUAUGGUACUCAUGGAGGCACCAAAUGGUUGCACUUGCUCAAUUUGAUUACCAUUCAAUUGCAUUAGAUUUGAGUGGCUAUGGCCUAUCAUCAACUUCAAAAUCAAACUCAAAUUCAAACCCAUCUUUCUAUCAAUUUGUAGAUGACAUACUUUCAAUUCUUGAGUUUUUCAACUUUGAUAAGGUUGUUUUAGUAGGAAAGGACUUUGGAUCAUGGGUUGCCUAUCUAUUUUGUCUAACUCAUCCAACAAGGGUUGCCGGAGUCAUAUCACUCGGUGUACCUUUCCUUCUUCCUAAUCCUCAACGCUACAAGAACUUUUCGGAAGGUUUCUACUUGUCCCGGUGGAAGGAAUCUGGAAGAGCUGAAGCUGAUUUUGCUCGUUUUGAUGUGAAAACAAUUUUAAGCAAAAUAUAUAUUCUCUUCUCUAGACCUGAAAUUCCUAUAGCAAGUAAAGAUAAAGAGAUUAUGGAUUUGGUGGACUUAACUAACACACCUCUUCCUCCUUGGCUAACCCAAGAUGAUCUCGAAAUUUAUACUACGUUAUAUCAAAAUUCUGGAUUUGAUUCUCCAAUGCAAAUUCCUUACAAGGAACGACACGAAUUCAAAAUAAGUAAUCCAAGAAUCGAAGUUCCAAGAAUGUUGAUAAUGGGAGGAAAAGACUAUUUUCUUAAGUUUCCGGGAAUAGAGGAGCAUGUGAAGAGUGAGAAAUUGAAGGAUUAUCAUGUUGGUGGUUUGGAGAUUAAGUUUUUGGAAGAUGGAACUCAUUUCAUGCAAGAGCAAUUCCCAAACAAAGUGAACCAAUUCCUCAUCACCUUCCUAAAAGACCAUGUUCAAAUCUAAUAGACUUAGAAUUUUAUUAUGUCUCAAUUUCUAUUUUAUGUUGUAAUGAACACAUUUUAUAAUAAAAACCUACACAAGAUGUGUGUGACAUAA